Molecule: messenger RNA, 1389 nt
Organism: Planococcus citri (citrus mealybug)
Lineage: Eukaryota; Metazoa; Arthropoda; Insecta; Hemiptera; Pseudococcidae
Product: EF-hand calcium-binding domain-containing protein 4A-like
Exons: 8
Coding region: 163-1125 (320 amino acids)
Molecular function (GO): calcium ion binding
Source: RefSeq, a predicted model, not a curated record
UCACCAUAGUGUAGGGAUAGGAGGUAUACCUACCUAGUACCUAUACGUAUACGUCGUUUUUACAAAAUAAUAUUGUUCUCGUUCGCAAACGCCGAACAUGCAUGUGGUUUGGUAGCGUGGUUUGAUUUUGCUGAAAGUUGAUCGUUGACGCGAGAAAUAAAAAUGGAAAAUGCGGCUUUGAAAUUAUUCAAAAAAAGCGAUAGAGAGAAUAAAGGAUUUAUUGUGAAACGAGACAUGCAAAGAAUGAAAGACGAAAUCAUGUUGCCGCCAGAACAAUUGGAAAUCGUCUUCGAUACGUUAGACAAAAAAAAGAACGGAUACCUCACUUUGGACCAGUUUUUGAAAGGAUUCAGAGAAUAUUUGUUUAUUACGUCAACGGAUGAUAACAAUGCUCAUCAAUACUUGGAAGAAACUGAAAUAAAAAACGAUUUCAAUGAAGAGCUAAAUCAUACUUUGAAUCUUGUCAAAGAGACAAAUGUUUUAAAAACAAGCGCGGACGAAUUGGAAUACAUCACCGAACAAAUAAAAAAUGGCACAACUUGCGAUAUUUCACAUUGGGAAGUUUUUCUACGAGAUUUAAACCAUGAUUUGCAAACUUACAAAAACGCUAAUCAUAAAUUGGAGAAAUUGAUUAGGCAAAAAGAUUCGCAGCACCAAUUAUAUGUGAAGAAAAUUUUUGAAGAAAUUGAGCAGCAAAUGAAAGAUGAAAAGAGGAAAAAAGAGUGCUACGAGCAGACCCAAAAACGAAUCAAGGAAGAACUAAAACAACUGCGCGCUGAACUGUCAACGAAAGACGAAUUUUUGCAACAACUCAGUUACGAAUGUAAAGAAUUAAAACAACAGAUGAUCAAGUUGAAGAAAAAGGAAGAAGAAACUUCUCUUUUAAACAGCGAAUUGAUGAGUCAGCAAGUUUAUUACGAAAAUGAGCUCGAAGCUGAGCGAUUGAAACGCGAGCACAUCCAAAAUUUACUAGAUAACGCCAGAAGGAGAUUUUCAAUUGAAAAAAGUCAGUGCUUCAAAGAAGGAUUUGAUUUAGCAAGACGCGUCGUUCACGUACAGGAAGAAGGGUUGCUUCAACAAUAUCAAAUGCUGAAAGAUAUCCAACAUGUUCUCGAAGAUACCUGAUGACGAGGCAAAAUUAUGACUCAAGUUCCAGAUGGUUCAGUGUUCAGCUCAUGAACAAGAUAUUUAAAAUUGAAUUUCUCCACCAACUUAACAAGCUAUAGGUAUAGAUACCUAUCUAUGUAAUAUCAGCGUUGAAAAUAUUUCACGAAAAAAAAUAAUAAUAAUAAUAAUAAUAAUAAUUAUAAUUUAAAAGAAGUGUCUGAUAUUAAACUUAGCCACAAUGGAGUCGCAAAUAAUUAAUAAUAAAUAAUAUUUUACGUUUUA